Molecule: messenger RNA, 1659 nt
Organism: Elephantulus edwardii (Cape elephant shrew)
Lineage: Eukaryota; Metazoa; Chordata; Mammalia; Macroscelidea; Macroscelididae
Gene: ITPRIP
Product: inositol 1,4,5-trisphosphate receptor interacting protein
Exons: 1
Coding region: 1-1659 (552 amino acids)
Cellular component (GO): membrane
Molecular function (GO): protein kinase inhibitor activity
Source: RefSeq, a predicted model, not a curated record
AUGGCGCUGGGGCUCUUCCGAGUGUGCCUGGUGGUGGUGACGGCCAUCAUCAACCACCCGCUGCUCUUCCCACGCGAGAACACCACGGUGCCCGAGAACGAGGAGGGCAUCAUCCGGCAGAUGCAGGCGCGCCAGGAGGAGCUGCAGCUGGAGCAGCUGCGCCUGGAGGAGGAGGUGGCGCGGCUGGCGGCUGAGAAGGAGGCGCUGGAGGAGGCGGCCGAGGAGGCCGGGCCACAGGGCGAGGCACAUGCGUCCUGGGACCUCUGGAGCACGCUCUGCAUGAUCCUCUUCCUGAUGAUCGAGGUGUGGCGCCAGGACCACCAGGACGCGCCCUCCCCGGAGUGCCCGGGCGGCGACGAGGACGAACUGCCGGCCCUGGGGGGAGCCCCACUCCAGGGUCUCACGCUACCGGACAAAGCCACCCUGGGCCGCUUCCACGAGCGCUGCAUCCGGGGGGCCACAGCCGAUGCCGCGCGCACCCGGGAGUUCGUGGAGGGCUUCGUGGAUGACCUGCUGGAAGCCCUGCGGAGCCUCUGCAACCGGGACACGGACAUGGAGGUGGAGGACUUCAUCGGCGUGGGCAGCAUGUACGAGAACUGGCAGGUAGACAGGCCGCUGGUGUGCGACCUCUUCGUGCCCUUCGUGCCGCCUGAGCCCUACCGCUUCCGCGCAGAGCUCUGGUGUUCCGGCCGCUCGGUGCCCCUGGACUGCCAGGGUUUCGGCCAGAUCAAGGUGGUCCAGGGCGACGACGACACGCCAGGCUGCAUCUGCGACAAAACCAAGCUUGGGGAGGACAUGCUGUGCCUCCUGCAUGGCAAGAACAGCCUGGUGAGGCCCGGGGCAAAGAUGGAGGACCUGUUGUGUGCCAAGACGUCACCCUAUGUGGACACCAUGCAGGUCAUGAAGUGGUUCCAGACGGCCCUCACCCGGGCCUGGCACCGCAUCGCCCGCAAGUACGAUUUCGACCUGGCUUUUGGCCAGCUGGACAUGCCGGGGUCCCUGAAGAUCAAGUUCCGCUCCGGCAAGUUCAUGCCCUUCAACCUGAUCCCGGUGAUCCAGUGUGAAGACUCUGAUCUGUACUUUGUCUCCCACCUUCCCAAGGGACCCUCUCCGUGGAGCCCGGCGUCCAGCAUGGACUGGCUCCUGUCCUUUGCUGUCUACGAGCGACACUUCCUCAGGGUGAUGUCCAAGGCCCUGCCCGAGGGGGCCUGCCACCUCAGCUGCCUGCAGAUCGCGUCCUUCCUGCUGUCCAAGCAGAGCCGCCUGACUGGCCCCAGCGGCCUCUGCAGCUACCACCUCAAGACCGUCCUGCUGCACCUCCUGCUGGCCCGCCAGGCCGCAGACUGGACAGCCGGCCAGCUGGACAUGCGGCUGCACGAUCUGCUGCGCUUCCUGGAGAAGAGCCUGCAGGAGAAGAAGCUCCAUCACUUCUUCAUCGGCAACCGCAGGGUGCCCGAGGUGGCCGGCCUCCCGGAGGCCAUCCGCAGGGCGGAGCCCCUCAACCUCUUCCGACCCUUCAUCCUGCAGCGAGGACUCUACCGGAAGACUGUGGACUCCUUCUAUGAGAUGCUCAAGAAUGCCCCGGCCCUCAUCAGCGAGUAUUCCCUGCAUCUCCCUUCUGAUCACACCAGCCUGCCCCCAAAAGCUGCUGUCUUGUAA